AUGUUGAUAUCACGUAUCUUUACAUCUAUUGUUUGGAAAUCUCAAAAUCGUUUUGUAUACAAUAAUUCUCGACAUUUUCUAUCAAAUCUAUCAUCAGAAAAGAAAAUUGAUCAAGAAAAUCCUAUUAUAAAUGAAACGAAUUCUACAUCUACAAAAAAAUCGAUAGUUGAAGAUAAUGAAUGGUUAUGGGCAUAUUUACGUGAUCGAAGAAGUUUUGCUGAACUUACGAGUGAACAAAAACGACGUGUUAUUGAAAUUGAACUUCAGACAUUAAGAGAAAGUGGUGAACGUGUACCAGAGGUUAUACCUGAUGAACGAUGGACUGAAUUACUUAAUUUACCUUUAGCUGAAUCUCGAAAAACUCUAUAUGGUUAUCUUUUUCUUCGUGAAGUACAUCGUAAACGUCGUGCAGCUAAUCUUGCUGAAAAUAAUCUACGUCGUAUUGAAUCAACAAAACGUCGUGAAGAACUUCUUCUUCAAGGUAAACAACCAACAAAUUAUCCUGGAUAUUCAUCCAUAUUUCGUCAUUUUGGUCGACAACAUGAAAAAUCUUUACGUGAACAACUAUUACUUGCAUCUGCACGUCUUAAUGAAAGAAUUGUUAUUGAUUGUGGUUUUGAAAAUGAACAUGCACGUGAACAUUAUUUAUUAAAUUUAGUUGAUCAAAUACAAUAUUUAUUUGCUGAAAUAAAUCGUUAUCAUUCACCAUCAUUUGUUCAUUUAUGUAAUCUAUCAAAUCAUGGACGAUUAAAAGCUGAAUUUGAUCGACGAGCACCAUUAGAUAGUUUAUGUCUUGAGUCAUCUCAAUCAAGUUAUUUAGAUAUAUUUCCACAGGAAAAACUUAUUUAUUUAUCACCGGAUUCAAAUAAUGAAAUGACAACAUUUGAUCAUGAUGCUGUGUACAUUAUUGGUGGAAUUAUUGAUGUUUCUGGUAAAAAACCAUUGACAUUUGGUAAAGCAAAACGUGAAAAUAUUCGACAUCAAAGAUUUCCGAUUGAUCGAUAUGUGAAAUUUGGUGGCGGUAGUGGUAAAACAUUAACAAUUGAUCAAGUAUAUAAUAUUCUAAUGACAUUAAAACAUACCGGAUCCUGGAUUGAAGCAUUUAAAUUUAUUCCGGAUCGAAAAAUCGUCGAACGAUAUUCAGAUAAAAUGCAAGAUAAAGAACAUGAAUAUGAAAAAUUUGGUCGAUGGACAGGUUUAAAUACAAAACAUUAG
Molecule: messenger RNA, 1215 nt
Organism: Adineta steineri
Lineage: Eukaryota; Metazoa; Rotifera; Eurotatoria; Adinetida; Adinetidae
Source: the annotation of a GenBank genome assembly